AAAGUACUUGUGUACUCUCCCUAAGUAGACCUAAGAAGCCGAUCUAAGCUGCUUCUGGUUCAGAGCAUCAGCAGUAAGAAAUGGGUGGGCAUUACCCAGCGCCCAUAGCCCCUACCCAUACCCGCAUAGGAUGGAUAGGCAUCGGCGUCAUGGGUGGCGCCAUGGCCUCCCGCUUCAUCUCCGCCGGCUACUCCCUUUCCAUCUAUGCCCGCACCCCAUCUAAAGCCACCUCCCUCCUCUCCACUGGCGCCACUCUCGCCUCCUCUCCGGCGGAACUCGCUGCCACCAGCGAUGUCAUUUUCACCAUGAUUGGCCACCCCUCGGAUGUCCGAGCCCUCGUUCUCGACACACUUCUUCCGUCCCUCAGUCCCAAAACCGUCAUCAUCGACCAUACCAGUAGCCACCCGGCACUAGCCAGGCAAAUUUACGAUUCUGCCCUUGAGAAAAGCUGUUAUUCCAUCGACGCACCCGUAUCCGGGGGCGAUUUAGGGGCUAGAGAUGGUAAAUUGGCAAUUUUCGCGGGUGGGGAUGCUGAGGUGGUGCAGUGGUUGAAGCCCUUGUUUGAUAUAUUAGGGAAAGUGAAUUAUAUGGGGAGUGCUGGAAAGGGACAGAGUUGUAAAAUAGCUAAUCAGAUUGUUGUAGGGGGGAGUUUGGUGGGAUUGAGUGAAGGAUUGGUGUUUGGGGAGAAGGCGGGAUUAGAUAAGGAUAAGUUCUUGGAGGCGGUGAGAGGAGGGGCGGCUGGGUCCAUGGUGAUGGAAUUGUUUGGGAAGAGGAUGAUUGGUAGGGAUUAUAGGCCUGGGGGUUUUGCGGAGUAUAUGGUGAAGGAUUUGGGAAUGGGGGUGGAUUUGGAGGAGGAGGUACUGGUGUUGCCUGGAGCUGCAUUGUCUAAGCAGUUGUUUUCUGGGAUGGUGGCGAAUGGGGACGGGAAGUUUGGGACGCAGGGAGUUAUAACGGUGAUCGAGAGAAUGAAUGGCAUGGGGGGUUAAUGGGGUAGAGAUUAAGCAGUUGUGUUGCUCUUUCAUGCACAAUGUGGUUCCAUGUUUGAUGGUUUCGCCACCGAUUCUGUUUGUUGUUCAUUUUGGCAGUUGAUGUGUUUGAUUUUGGUUUUCUACUUGAAUAUGUUCUCUCUUAGAUGGAAUUUGGGAUAUAAGGCUUCUGCUAAGAGAAUCAACAGCAUGGAAGGUUAAUGUGGUUUAGUUGAAUGUCCAGUGAGGGAAUAUUGAGUUUUUCUUGCUCUUUUGUGUGACAAUGUGGUUUCAUUAUUUGCUGGUUUGUAGUUCAUCUGAAGCCAUCAAUUGGAUUUAGAGCUUUCCUAUUUUGAAUUUACAGAAAUAGUUUGAGUGCAAUCAUUUCUUCUCAGUA
Molecule: messenger RNA, 1362 nt
Organism: Sesamum indicum (sesame)
Lineage: Eukaryota; Viridiplantae; Streptophyta; Magnoliopsida; Lamiales; Pedaliaceae
Product: putative 3-hydroxyisobutyrate dehydrogenase-like 3, mitochondrial
Molecular function (GO): NAD binding; NADP binding; oxidoreductase activity
Source: RefSeq, a predicted model, not a curated record